AUGGGCGACGAAGACUUGGAGAAAUCGGCGAAAUGCGUCCUUCCCUAUAGGGAGCGUGAUGAGCAUCAAGACACAUACGAGCUCAUGCCGCUUCCAGGUCCGCCUCCAGAUCCGGAUCAUCACAGGUUCGCGGAGGUUCCCAUAAAGAUUAAGUCCAAACGCGUCAGGCUCGUCAGAAGACUCCAAAGGAAACCACAAUUAUACAGACUUGUGCCCAUUCCAAAUUCGACUUUUCACCAAUUCGCGAAAUUGCCCGACAAGAUCAAGUUCAGAAUUUGGCGCGAGUUUUACUUGGAACCUAGAUACUACAUCGCAGAACUUCAUCCAAAAGACGAUGACAUAGAAGGCGAGGAUUACGACUGGGAUGUGGAAUCGUACGAUGCGGAAUCGUCAGGCGAAGAGCCUUCUGAAAAUAACACAACCGAAGAGGAUGCCUCCAAGAGGAGGACUCCUGAGGGUCAUUCUCCAAUGAAAAAUACUCCACAGACCGACGCGCUAGAUGCCAAUGCUCCCAAGGGGCAACCAUAUGACGAGUAUCUAUCCGAUGAAUAUAGUUCGGAAGAGGAUGAAGGUUCGGAGGAUGAAGCUAACGAGGAUCGAGCCGCCGAGAAUGAAGCUACCGAGAAUGAAGCUGCCGAGAAUGAAGCUGCCGAGAAUGGAGCUGUUGAAAGCAGGGGCUGCAGAGCUGCCUGUGGUAGAACCAUCGACAAUCAAUCCGACGAGCUAGACGUCGACGAAGUAGAUGAUGAGAUGGACAAUGCAGAGGGCCGUAGCUCUACUGAUUUGCUCAUUCGGUCCUCAAGCAACAGCUCAGAACCACUCGACAAAGCAAACGAGGAAACCGACAAACCGACACACCGUACGGUGUUUUGGACUCUGUCCAGACAAGAUGCAGAGUACUCGGAUGGCUACUACGACUCCGUCGACACGAAGAUCGAUUCUUUGUCGAGAUCCGUGGCCCAAAGCGUCAGGUCGACAUUCUGGUUUCCAGCAUUCGUCAAGGACGAGCUUGAGGGAAGCGAGGAAGGCCCAUGGAUGGCGGUCCCUCCAUCGAAAGAUUCGGCAUCGAAAAUGGGAGAGAGUGCUACCAUCAACUGGGACAUCGAUUUUGUCCACGUAAAGAGUACCAAGUUCCAUUCUGGCAUUCCGAGUGGUGUCAUUAUCAGAUGA
Molecule: messenger RNA, 1170 nt
Organism: Colletotrichum fioriniae
Lineage: Eukaryota; Fungi; Ascomycota; Sordariomycetes; Glomerellales; Glomerellaceae
Source: RefSeq, a predicted model, not a curated record